This is a messenger RNA of Calypte anna (Anna's hummingbird), 1664 nucleotides long. RefSeq names its product myosin heavy chain IB-like. Bases 1 to 663 code for a protein of 220 amino acids. The record is from RefSeq and is a predicted model, not a curated record. The transcript is spliced from 2 exons. NCBI's taxonomy places the organism in Eukaryota, Metazoa, Chordata, Aves, Apodiformes, Trochilidae.
AUGCACAGGGCUGUGCGGGGGCUCCCGCGGCUCCCCCGGAGGAAGCGCGACGCGGAGGGAAGAGCACAGCCCGUGCCGGUGCCGGUGCCGGUGCCGGUGCCGGUGCCGCUCGGCUCCCUCCGGUGCCCCCGGAAAGCCGGUGCCGGUGCCCCGGAAGGCGGUUCUGGGCCCGUCGGGGCGGGGCGGCAGGAAGAGGAAGGGCCGGGCCGGGACACAAAGGCCGGUACCGCCCGGUCCCUGGGGCUGGGUGCGGGGCGCAGUGAUGGGGCUGGAGGUGGUGCGGGGCUGGGCACUGGCCCUGCUGGCUCUGCUGGCCCCGGGCGAGCGCAGCCGGCCCUACGCUGUGCUGCAGAAACAGAACCCGGUGCUGCUGGGCAGCAUCCUCAGCGCCCUGCUGCUCGCCAUCAUCCUCAUGGCCAUCUGCGUCUACAAACCGCUCCGGCGGCGGUAGCGGCCUGGGGAAACAACGCCAGCGGCUCCCGGUUCUCUCGUCACCUCUCCUGCCAGCGACAAGGGAUGUCGCGACACCGUCCCGUGACCCCCGCAGCAUCACCGGUCCCUCGCCUCGGCAGCAUCGCGUGGCUCUAUCGCGACAUCGCUUCCCGUGACAGCGUAGCCGGGGGCUGGAAAUCGCACCCCAGCCCUCCUGGAACUGGCUCCUGAUGCGGGGGAGCUUGGGCAGGCUCAGCACCCCCGCAGCUUCCCCCGAGCUGUGCUGAGAGCAUCCCGGGCUGGCAGAGCAGCACCCCGCGGGUGUUCUGUACUUGCUGAGGAAAUCCCUUGCUUGAGGGCUGAGCCUGGAGGGCUUGCAGCACAGCCUUCAGAAAGAAUCCAGAGGCAAAAGCUGCUAAAGCAGGAGCAGGGUGUGUGUGGCUGUGCAGGGACAGGAUUCUCCUUCCCAGCCUCGUUUGCUUUAAUUCUUGGCUAAAUAUUCCCCAGCAGCCACGCUGAGACCCUUCUGGACUGGGGUGAAGGGUUCCAGCUCCUGCUGAACAUCAUCUCCUUGCAGGAGGAUUUGUGCUCCUGAGACACAGGAGCCUCCAGAAGGCUGCAAGCCAGGCAGCUGCUCCAGCCAGAGCUGUUCUGAGCAUUUUCAGUAACAAAUUGAAGUGUUUACACUGAACUCCCACUUACAUAUGAAUGCUGCUAUUUUGUUUUGCACUGCUAUGAGCAGUAACUGGAUUUUGCUUAUUGAGUGUUUGGUGUUUAACAUCAGGGUAUUUUGGCUGAUAAUUUAUUUAGGAUAUUAAAAGUUCCAGAGGAAUUGUGCUGAUGUUUUCUGUUCAGUUUGUUUCAAUGGGCACUGACCACUCUUGUUGCAACCUGGGAUUUUCUUUGCUGCUGUUCAUGAAGUGACAGAGCAGAUCUGACCCAGAGCAGAUCUAGUGAGGAGGCAAGGUAACACUUGUUCUGUUGCUUUCUGAUCUCUUUUUUUCUUUUCCUCACCAAGUCCUGAAUCACUGAUUUUUCUCAGUCCUUCAUCUGCUGUAAAAGUUGGCCUGUAGCUGUGUGCUGUUGGGGGGUGGAUGAUGCAGCUUGCAGCUACAGCUCUGAGUUCCUGGGAGCAGCAUUCUUGUUUGCAUUCAUUCUCCACUCCCUGCUUUGUCUCUUUGUACAAAUAAAAAGCUCAGUAAACAACCUUUUCUUUAUUCAUGAAAUGUUCU